AUGCCAUCAAAGAACCGUAAGCUCGGACCUUUGGAGCAUCUGCCUGUGUCGUCACCGAAUGAAGGACAGGUGAAGGCGUCCAAGCCGCCCCAAGAGGUUUUCCACUUUGUCAGCGUCAAUCCGAUAUCUGAGGUUCAAAAAUCACAUAAUCGGACCGUCAUCCGAUCGCAUGCCAGUAAGUAUAUCUGGCGUCAACACCGAGCUGGGCGAUCAGAGAAGAGCAGCGCGAAGAAACCGUAUGCAAAGGUCUUAAGCCCUCCAUUACCCGGUUCCAAGCAGGUAAUCCAUCAACCGAAAUGGCCUUCCUCGCAAGGCUCACCUACACUCUCGGACGACGAGUUAAAGCCAUCCUCGAACCCGCCGUUUAGAGAAUUAGAGGAUCCUCCCGCUAAGGCUGAAGACAAAGCAAUUCAGCCCUCCCCGAGUAGGGCUUCACCAUUGUCCCUAGCAUUACACCGACCUGAUUGCGGCGCAACGUAUGUUUCCCGGACCAAUACUCGCCCGGGAAUUACACAGAGGCAUGUCGAUGGUCCAUUUAACCAAUUGACGGCCUGGCUGUCUAACCCUACCCACGUAUAUCCGUCAAUGUUGGGCGAAUCGAUGAUUAGCAAAUUGAUGCGAUACGGUCAGUCUGUUUUCUACCCGUCAAGUCCUCUCUCUAUCUUUUUGACCACUAUCGUCUUUGAGGCUUCCUCGCAGAGGUUGAUAAGGCGGGAAGGUUUGAGUGCUGUGCAUGUAUCUGCCUUUGAGCUUUGGCCUGGACUGGUUUUAGGUGCUUCAAACCAAAAAUGGGAUCGAGAGGAAGCAGCUGAGAACUGGAUGCCCCGGGCAAUGACGAGUCCUCCCCUCUUUACUGCAUUUCUAUACGGUGCUGCGGGACACAUGCAGACGCGAAAGCGACUCGAGGGUGGGCAGUUUCUCCCGCAAACAAGAGAGGAGAAGCUAGAGCAGAUUGUCUGUGAGACUGAGACGAUCAAAGAGCUGAACAGAAUGAUGCAGGACCCAUCCCAGGCGUGCUCGGAUGAGGUCAUUCUCGCCGUGCUGUGUAUGGCUUUUAAUCGGAUUGAUUAUUCCGAAUGGAGCGUGCCCGAUACGUGGCCGAGAGCACCACUGCGCAACCUCCAGUGGCUGGAUGUGUAUGGCGGACUAUCGCUGAACGAUCAUCAUGUCAAGGGUCUCCUUGCGCUUAUUGAGAUGAGAGGUGGUGUUUCACAGAUGAAAUUGCCUGGCUUAGCGGUGACAUUGUCAACGUCGGUUGUGAUGCUAUCAACCAAAUACCUUGUCAGACCGCGGCUCCCAUUUGUGCCCAUAUUCAAAGAAAGUGCGGAGGGGCGAACACCUCAUUGGCCGACGAUGAUGAACAGUGUCGAGCUGGCUGAUGACGGCCAAACGGACCCCAUCCUCAAGGCCAACUUGCCGUACAACAUCUGCGAUGUCCUUCAGAACAUGCGGGACUACAGCAACGUCGUAAACCUGUACUCCCAAGGCGUCCUCCCAAACCUCGAGCUGGCCAGCAUCGCUGAUCGCCGCAACUGGAUCCAAUAUAGCCUCGUCUCACUACCCUCUAUCUAUGAAUUAGAUGAGCAAUCCAUCCAGCACCACAAGACAUACGAGGUUUGUCGCCUUGCGGCAAUGAUAUACAGCAUGCUUGUUAUCUUCCCACUUCCGGCCGCAAACCGACCGUUUAAGCGGAUAACAUCGAUGACAAGAGCAGCGUUGGCUGAGUCGGAGCCGUUGACCGCCUGGGGGCCCGCUGGUGAGAUGCUGCUAUGGUCGUUGGUGCUGGGGGGAAUGGCGGCGAGAAACACGCCGGAUAGGGGGUGGUUUGCCGACAAACUUGUAGAAGUCCUCGCUUCUGGAGGGCCACGCACGUGGGAAGAGCUGAAGGAAGUGAUGGUGCAGGUGAUGUGGAUGGACAGUGUGUGCGAUAUGGGAGGACGGGCUUUCUGGGAGGAAGUGACGAGCGCUGGCCGGAGCUGGAUUUGA
Coccidioides posadasii C735 delta SOWgp is the source of this 1986-nucleotide messenger RNA. Lineage: Eukaryota; Fungi; Ascomycota; Eurotiomycetes; Onygenales; Onygenaceae. The record is from RefSeq and is a predicted model, not a curated record.